AUGCGACACCGCCUCACCACACGACACGAUGGAGGAGUGGCAGCUGGCCUCGAGCUGCCCAGCACGCUGCUGUGCUGCUGCUGGCUGUGGCUGCCGGCCGCGGGGGCGGGCGGGGGCGGCGGGAGCCGCGUGCUGGCCGGUGAGCCGGUCGACAUCUCCGAGUUCCCGUGGCAGGUGUCUGUGGAGUACGUGGGCGCGCACCGCUGCGGCGGCUCCGUCGUCAGCGCCGGCUGGGUCAUGACGAACGCGUGGUGCGUGGUGGGCGGCAAUCCCGUGUACUACCUGCUGCGCGUCGGCACGUCGACGCGCGGCAGCGGCGGAGACACCUACAACGCCAGCCGGCUGCUCUGGCACGAGGACUUCGACAACGCCAUCUCCGACAAAGACAUCGGCUUCUUCGAGGUCUCGGAAGCCAUCUGGUUCGACGACAACGUUCAGCCCGUGGCGCUGGCGGAGGAGGAGCCGUCGGCGGGCAGCCAGGUGACGGUGUCGGGCUGGGGCAGCGUGGACGCGGGCCAGGGCUACCCGGUGCAGCUGCACGCCGUCAACACGACCGUGCUGGACCGCGACGCGUGCAACGCCACGUUCGAGGGCCAGCUCAUCACCGAGGACAAGAUCUGCACGGCCGGGCCCGACGGCGGGCUCGACUACUGCAACGGCGACUACGGCGGGCCGCUGGUCGCCAACGGCACGCAGUACGGCGUCGUCUCCUGGGGCUACGGCUGCUACUACCCGCAGUACCCGGGCGUCUACACCAACGUCGCCUCGCUGCGCUCCUGGAUCAACGACACCAUCGGCGUCUAGCCCGUUCUCCUCUUCUCGCCUUUCCGCGUUCACAAAUUUACCUCGCGUUUCCAGACGCGUGCACGUACGCCGAUGUCGGCGAGUACACUCUACGACAUAUUCGUUCGACUGUAUCUAAAUGUUUUACUGUACUUUUUUAAUACAAUUCUUCCGCCGGUCAACACUCGUAGCGAAAUAAAAGAAACGCAGCAUUUUUCCUCAGACUGCAGAACUGACCUAUAUGGGAGAUAUAUUUAUCGAGAGGGCGCAGCCACUGUGGAGUCUGCGAGUGGCACAGUUAGAGUAGGUUCUCUGAGUAACGAAAAGAAUAAACUACUGUAAUAUGUCUCAUUUUAAAUUCGGCUGUAUAAAUUUCGUUAUUUAAUUAAUGGGUGAAUUAUAGCAAAUUCUGCAGUCUGGAAGUUAUUAUAAUAUCUACAAUUCAGGAAAGUGAAGUGCAUCAUUUAGUGUUAGUUCUUACUCGACACCAGAGAUGAGGGACUUACCAAAACAGUAACUCACUAAAUUUCGUCGAGUACCUCUCGUAAUCAAGAAGGGCUUUUAACGUACUAUAGUUUUUGUGGGGCCAAUAUUUUUAAACGCGGAGAAUUCGGCAAACAAACGCACUUGCUGGUUGUUGUUUACAGGAAGGCUUACGUCAUAUUCGGUGUUACAUAAAAACGAGUAAGUGGGUCCUUGGAAAUUUGUAGUAAAAAAUUUUGGAACCAGAGGAUAUUGAGAUAUCCACAAAUUAACGCUUACAACGUCUACCACGUUUAAAUAGAUACGUUAACGUCAUUUAAUUCUUAUUUCUGUGAAAUGCAACACCCGACAAAGUGGUGCUUAUAAUGCAGAAUUGUCUGCCAUACACUAAAGCAUAACUGUUUCGAAUUAUGAAACGAGUUUUGCCUUUAUAAUAUAUGUAAUGAACUGUAAUUUAAAGAGCAAAUAAUUUCACGUUUCUGUAAACUUUCAUCACUUCCGAGAACGAAAAACAUACAACAGCAAGUAAUAUCCAUAGAUUCAACAGUGUCACACACAAGUGUCAUCAAGUACGCGAGAAGAAAAUGUUAAUAAAGCCUUAAAAACAAAGACAAUAAGACCACGGCAGUAACAAUGCGAAACGAGCAGAGAAUGCCGCAUUUAAAUUCCAGAGCUGGAUACUCACACAGUACUUUACAUGGGUAACUUUGUCAUGUCGAUGUAGACGUUUUUCGACACGGGCUCAGCUCGAAGUAAACUGCGUUGUACUCGUGCACUAGUGACUCCUACUGACUUUUUACUUAAGUUGACGUUUUUUCGAGUGCACACAAGCAGUAUCAUGGUAAGUAGAAGAGAGACAGCGAUAUAGGUAGUGGAAGGGAUUUACGUGUGAAUGAUAAAUCCCUUCCGUAAUCAUCUUCAUACCUCCUCCGGGUUACCACAGAUGACGUGCCACUGAUCUCAUUUGUACUAAAACUACAGUACACGCGAGGUGCCUAUCUGCUUCCAGCACCCUGACUGGAACGCAUAAUUUCUAAGUAUGUCCACCAGACUGCAGUCUCCUAUAGUUCUUGUCCCUUGCACAGAAAACGGCACAUAGGCUGUCAAUACGUUACGUUAAGGCUCAUUAAUUCUUAGCGAGGAACUAAUAUUGCACAAAUAAUUGAACUUCCAAUUAGUUUGUUUAUAUGGGAUGCCACUCGCUUUUUAUAUUGUACAAUUAUAUUCAGCUUUAUUAAUCACAAAUAACUUCCAUUCUUCACACUUACAUAGAAAAUAAAAAAAAAACAAGGAACUGCUCAUUUGCGUAAUUACUAUCAAAUUGUUCUCAAUUAAAUAUCCAAGUAACCAGAGACUGCUAAUUAAGUUCUUAAUCGCUACCGACUUAGGCAGACAGAAGAUCUGUCCUCCGAGACUGCCAAACCUCCUCUGAUAUUACAGCCGAACCACUUCGCCCGCCAUCCAAGUUAGGUGCGAUACGAAGAUCACCGAAAUGCUUCGUCUACCUUUUCGUUUAGCAACUGUUUACUAUCCUGCUGGUAAUUAACACUUUUGAAAUAAUGGAAUGAUGGUCUGCUAUUGAGACAUGCUUUAAUAUGAAAUGCAGGUAAAUUCACUGUUUAGUUUUUCUAAUAUUAAUAACAGAAGCUUACGACUUUGGUGCUCUACUUCCGAAUGGAGCAGCCAACCGCGGAGAAGCCCCACAAUUUAGACGGUCUUCCUCGUGGUACCCGUACCGCACAGACCACUCAGCUGCCCUAAGCAGAGGGUCCAGCGGCUGAGCGUGACGGCGGCAGAGCCACGAGUAUUGCAUAUCCCCCUCCUUCUGAGAUUUCAAAAAACUGGGAUUUUCUCGCAUACAAAAAUCGAUUUUGCAAAUCAGUAAAUUUUGUGUAAAUUUUUCAGUUACCAUUUCUCAAGAGCCACACCAUUCCACUAUAAUUUUGAUUCGUUGUUGUUUUCCAGAAGUUGAAUCCACUUUACGUAUUGAUAAUUCUGUUGUCCGUGAUGUGGUCUUUUGCUGUGAAACUACAAACUUUGACUACUGGUGUUGAGUUCAACAACAGACAACAGUCUGCCAUCUCCAGCCUCAACGCACAAAUCCAGUACUGUUCCAUGUAACAAUGCAAAGUGCCUUAAAUUAAUUUCCUAAUAAGUUUAUACAAAUUUUAAAUUAACAUAUUUCCAUGCAUUAUUACAAUAUAAAUACACAAUAUGUAA
Messenger RNA from Schistocerca americana (American grasshopper), 3486 nucleotides. Its product is annotated as trypsin-7-like. The transcript is spliced from 3 exons. Gene Ontology annotation, molecular function: serine-type endopeptidase activity. The record is from RefSeq and is a predicted model, not a curated record. Gene Ontology annotation, biological process: proteolysis. Bases 1 to 804 code for a protein of 267 amino acids. Lineage: Eukaryota; Metazoa; Arthropoda; Insecta; Orthoptera; Acrididae.